Pieris macdunnoughi is the source of this 201-nucleotide messenger RNA. The record is from the annotation of a GenBank genome assembly. Lineage: Eukaryota; Metazoa; Arthropoda; Insecta; Lepidoptera; Pieridae.
AUGCGGUCUUGUGACGGUGAAAGUCUCUUGAAACUAGGCGAUUUCACCUUCACCAAGGUGCUACAUACUGGAUCUAAGUGGUGUUGGUCGUGCUACACACAUAAACACCAAGGCUGUGAAGCUACUGCCUAUACUGAACGGGACAAACUUAUAUUUGCCAGGAAUGACCAUAAUCAUCCACCGACGGAAUUUUUCGUAUGA